Molecule: messenger RNA, 1997 nt
Organism: Eptesicus fuscus (big brown bat)
Lineage: Eukaryota; Metazoa; Chordata; Mammalia; Chiroptera; Vespertilionidae
Gene: CTSB
Product: cathepsin B
Exons: 10
Coding region: 125-1147 (340 amino acids)
Biological process (GO): regulation of catalytic activity
Cellular component (GO): lysosome
Molecular function (GO): cysteine-type endopeptidase activity
Source: RefSeq, a predicted model, not a curated record
CGGUAAAUAGGACCGAGGGCGGCCGGGGGGAAGCUACCUACGGCGGCUGCUCGGGCACCAACACAGCACCUCGCCGGCUGCAGGCCCAGGCUCUCGGCGGUGAAUCUAGGAUCCAGCUUCCAGAAUGUGGCGGCUCUUGGCCACCCUCAGCUGCCUGGUGGUGCUGACCAGUGCGCGGAGCAGGCUCGGUCUCCAGCCCCUGUCCGAUGAGCUGGUCCACUAUCUUAAUAAGCGGAACUCUACAUGGAAGGCCGGACACAACUUCCGCAAUGUGGACAUGAGCUACGUGAGGACUCUGUGUGGCACCAAACUGGGCGGGCCCAAGCUGCCCGAGAAAGUGUGGCUUGCUGAGGACAUAACUCUGCCUGAAAACUUCGAUGCCCGGGAACAGUGGCCAAACUGCCCAACCAUCAAGGAGAUCAGAGACCAGGGCUCCUGUGGCUCCUGCUGGGCAUUUGGAGCUGUGGAAGCCAUUUCUGACCGGAUCUGCAUCCUUACCAAUGGGCAUGUCAACGUGGAGGUGUCUGCCGAGGACCUGCUCACCUGCUGUGGCUUCCAGUGUGGAGAAGGCUGUAAUGGGGGCUUUCCCUCUGGCGCUUGGAACUUCUGGACAAAAAAAGGCCUGGUGUCUGGUGGCCUCUAUGACUCCCAUGUAGGUUGCAGACCCUACUCCAUCCCUCCCUGUGAGCACCACGUGAAUGGCUCUCGGCCCUCAUGCUCAGGGGAAGGGGGGGAAACCCCUGAGUGCAGCAAGAUCUGUGAGCCAGGCUACACCCCAUCCUACAAAGAAGAUAAACACUACGGAUGCAAGUCGUACAGCGUCCCCAGUAGUGAGAAGGAGAUCAUGGCAGAGAUCUACAAGAAUGGCCCAGUGGAGGCAGCCUUCUCCGUGUAUACAGACUUCCUGAUGUACAAGUCUGGCGUGUACCAACAUGUCACUGGAGAAAUGGUGGGAGGCCAUGCAGUCCGCAUUCUGGGCUGGGGGGUGGAGAAUGGCACCCCCUACUGGCUGGUAGGCAACUCCUGGAACACCGACUGGGGUGACAAUGGCUUCUUUAAAAUCCUCAGAGGCCAGGAUCACUGUGGAAUUGAGUCGGAGAUCGUGGCUGGACUCCCCUGCACGGACCAGUACUGGAAAAGGAUCUAACCUGCUGUGGGCCCUUCCAGCCAGCCCUGGGGCAGUGUUUUCUGAAAUGUGGCCAGUGGGGCUGGGGGUGAGAUGAGGGAUAGGAAUGUCUUUUAUUCUUUGAGUACAAAUGGGUUUUAGACAGGGCCUGAAGGACUGGAUUGGGCCAAACCUUGUGUCUACCAUGAGAGCAGUCUUCCAAGGAGACACAUCCAAGGCCUGGCUACCUCCCAGGCCACUCAGUGGACUGUUGUCACAAUGCAUUUAAACCACUGCUACAAGCAAAGCAAGUCCUUCCCCCUUAGACUAGUGCUGCUCGGCUCUUCCUGCAACCACCUCCACAUCCUUCAUCCGUCUCCAUCUGUGCAUCACCGGGGAGCAUGAUAGGCCUACAGGGUUCGGAGUUUUUCCAAAGGAAUGAAAGGUGGAUUUCCUAAUGAUAGCUUCCCACGCAUCCCACCAUCCGCAGCACCUCCAAGCAAGCAGCUUUCUAGAUUUGGAAAUAGGUUGAGAAGAGAAAUAGUGGGGCAGCCCUUUGAAAAAAAGCCACUCUCCCGGGGCCCCUGCAUCUGUCGAGCUUUGCAGUGUUGCUAACCUGCUCUGAUCUUGGCAUGAUCCUUUUUAAAUAGAAGUUUUAUUUUUGUGUGUACCUCAGCUGAUCAUGAGAAUGAAAUAGUCUAAUGUUGGAAGAGCUGUACUAGUUUUACCAACUGUCUCCUUAAAACAAACUGGGUGGUCUUGAUUUGACUGACUUACCGACCUCUUAAUACAUACAAUGAAAAUAGAGAGAAACCAGCCUUUAUUGUUUAAAAAUCACUGCUGUGCCCUAUUAAAGAAGGAAUACUGUGCCAAUAAAAGGUUUCUCCUUCAA